Cloeon dipterum is the source of this 1359-nucleotide messenger RNA. RefSeq names its product golgin-45. Gene Ontology annotation, cellular component: Golgi membrane. The record is from RefSeq and is a predicted model, not a curated record. Gene Ontology annotation, biological process: Golgi organization; Golgi to plasma membrane protein transport. The transcript is spliced from 4 exons. Lineage: Eukaryota; Metazoa; Arthropoda; Insecta; Ephemeroptera; Baetidae. Bases 1 to 1257 code for a protein of 418 amino acids.
AUGGAGCCGUCAGGCUCAUUGCAUUUCCCUGGCGGCCCGAUCAGGACCACGGGCGACGGAAGAGAAAACCCUGACGGAGCAGAAGACCCGGUCAUCCUGGCCAAAAGACUGAGCUCCAUGUGUGUCGGCAUGAAGCCUCUGCAGCCUCCUCCUGAGGACCUGUCCAAGUUGUCGUUCUUCCCGGUGAAACCGGUCGGCGAAAUCGUCCACCUGAAACCUGCUCGUUUGACCAGAGAAUUAAGUGCGAGCAGCUCCUUCAAGAGCAUGCAAGGCAAGGAGCCGAAAUUCGUGCCGUACGAACCCUACAAGGGCGCCGUGCACCCGAUCGUCUCGAAAAAAUCGCAGAAGAAGCUGAAGAGAAACGCCAGCUCCGACACCCUGCCCAGUUUGAAAGACGAUAGGUCGGUGGACACGCCCCCCUACGCGGAAUCCUCACAAUCGGAGCUGAGGCAGCAGUUGACUGGGGCCAAGAGCGAAAUCAAGCUGCUGGAGGCGCAGCUGCAGUUCCAGGAGCAGGUCAACACGGAGCUCAAGAGGAUGCUGGUGGCCGCGGUCGGCGAGGACGUCGAGGUCAAGGUGCAACACCUCACUGAGGACAAACUGCACCUCGCCAGAGCGCUGGUCAACAACUCGGAGAGCAUCACUUCGCACCAGGAGCAGCUGGAAUACGUGACUGGCCAGUGCGAGGUUUGGAAGAGCAAGUUCUUGGCCAGCAGUCUGAUGGUUGACGAAUUAAGCAAGUGGAAAAUUGAAAUGUGCAACUUUUCCGGCCAACUGAAAGAGAGUCUCAGCUCCGUACUGACUGAAAUGGCCAGUGCAAAAGAAGCGAUGAAAACGACCUGCAGAACCCUCCAGCUUCUGCGGGAGAACUUUGACCCGGCGUCUGGCUUGAGGAUGGGUUCGCCGGGCCGUAAAUCCAGUACCUGCCACCUACCGAGUACCUGCAGCCUGACCGACAUCGCCAACACCAACCAGAAGCUGAGCGAGGCCCUCAGCCAUAGACUUCUAGGAUACAUUCCCUCUCAUCCAGCCCAAAACACCGACUGGCAGGUGCUCCAAAACUUUUCCAACGCAGAGCUGAUAGCAAUUCAGUUGUUGCAAAUCAGCGGAACUGACAAAUUCGGACAGGGACCAGAUGAAGCCUGCAGCGCUGUUGUCGGCGCUGCUGCCGCGGCUGGUUGUCAGCUGUUUCCCCACAAGAGCUGCACCCCUACAUCCUGCUGUGGCCAGUGCACUGGCGAAAUUCAUCAGCUGUGAUUUUUCUCCUCUUAUUGUUAAAACAAAUUACAUAUUGAUAUUAGGCAAUACAGAUUUUAUAAAACUGAAUAUUUAUUGCAAUAAAUAAGCAAUGAAAAUAUA